UAAUUUUUUCCAGUAUGCUCAUAAUUGGCAUUAUGUCACUUUAAUCUACCCAAUAAGAAGGUCUGAAGACUGAACCAUGCUAAUGUGAUAAGUUGUGAUUUUUCUAAAAAAAAACACUUUAAAGUAAAAGUACAAAGAGAAGUGAAAAUGUAAAUAACUGGGUUCAGCUAGCUUUGGGCCGACGAAUAACCAAACAAAAAAGCCGUAUCCAUUGGACGAUAUAAACCCUCCAUAACAAUUUCCCCUUCCUCAGCACAAACCCUAAGUCGAAACCCUAGCUGCAGGGAUGCAGAUAUUCGUGAAAACCCUUACGGGGAAGACCAUCACCCUUGAGGUGGAGUCUUCUGACACCAUUGACAAUGUCAAGGCUAAGAUCCAGGACAAGGAGGGCAUCCCACCGGAUCAGCAGCGUCUCAUCUUCGCAGGAAAGCAACUCGAGGACGGCCGCACUCUCGCGGACUACAACAUCCAGAAAGAGUCCACUCUCCACCUCGUCCUCCGUCUCCGCGGUGGCGCCAAGAAGCGCAAAAAGAAGACUUAUACCAAACCUAAGAAAAUCAAACACAAGCAUAAAAAGGUGAAGCUCUCUGUCUUGCAAUUCUAUAAGGUGGACGACUCCGGCAAGGUGCAGAGGCUCCGCAAGGAGUGCCCCAACGCCGAGUGCGGCGCAGGAACCUUCAUGGCCAAUCAUUUUGAUCGUCACUACUGCGGAAAGUGCGGUCUAACUUAUGUCUACCAGAAGGCCGGUGCCUAAUCAUUAAUGUAUUUGUAUUUGCUUUUCUUAUUAUUUUUUUAGUUUUUAAAGUUUUGUUUCAUGUUUUGUUCGUGUAAUUAAACUUUUAUUAAUACUUCAUCGAUUUAGAUUAGGGUGUUUGAUCGAAUUGCUAUGGUUGAAUAUU
Molecule: messenger RNA, 899 nt
Organism: Vigna angularis (adzuki bean)
Lineage: Eukaryota; Viridiplantae; Streptophyta; Magnoliopsida; Fabales; Fabaceae
Product: ubiquitin-40S ribosomal protein S27a
Exons: 1
Coding region: 287-754 (155 amino acids)
Biological process (GO): modification-dependent protein catabolic process; protein ubiquitination; translation
Cellular component (GO): ribosome; nucleus; cytoplasm
Molecular function (GO): ubiquitin protein ligase binding; structural constituent of ribosome; protein tag activity
Source: RefSeq, a predicted model, not a curated record